AUGCCCUCCCCCUCCUCCUCCCGCCCACUCCCCAUAAUCGUCAUCACCGGCACCCCCGGCACCGGCAAAUCCACCCACGCCGAGCUGCUCGCGUCCGAGUCUCCCAUCCCACUACGCCACAUUAACGUCGGUCGGCUGGUUAAAGAACGGGGGUUGUAUGAGAGCUAUGAUGAGGAGUGGGAGAGUUAUGAGGUUGAUGAGGAUAAGCUACUAGACGAGAUCGAACCCCUAACGGAGGAGGGAGGAUUGAUUCUGGAUUGGCAUACAUGCGAGGCGUUCCCGGAGCGCUGGGUCGAUCUGGUGGUCGUGCUCCGGUGUGACCAUACACAAUUAUGGGAACGACUUGAAAAACGGUCCUACCCCCUAAAAAAGAUCCAAGAAAACAACGAAGCAGAAAUAAUGCAAACCGUCCUCGAAGAAGCGCGCUCAUCCUACGCCGCAGAAAUCGUCGUAGAGCUCAAGAGCGAGGGCACGGAGGAUCUGGAGAGUAAUGUGGCGCGGAUUGUGGCAUGGAUAGAGGCGUGGAGGAGGGAUAGGGGGGUUGAGGGGUCUGAGUCGUGAUAAUAAGCAGUUGCGGGUACGAGUUUUGUGUAUCCUUAGGCCUUACGGCAGGGUUGAGAAGAUUAUGCAU
This is a messenger RNA of Stereum hirsutum FP-91666 SS1, 631 nucleotides long. RefSeq names its product P-loop containing nucleoside triphosphate hydrolase protein. The record is from RefSeq and is a predicted model, not a curated record. Lineage: Eukaryota; Fungi; Basidiomycota; Agaricomycetes; Russulales; Stereaceae. Gene Ontology annotation, cellular component: nucleus; cytoplasm. Gene Ontology annotation, molecular function: ATP hydrolysis activity; AMP kinase activity; ATP binding. The transcript has 3 exons. The coding region runs from base 1 to 561 and encodes 186 amino acids.